UUGAUAAUAAUAGAGUAAGCAAAACCAUGUGAAGCUUCAUGUGCCAUUGUCUCUCACCAGUGGCCACCAAAUUCUCUUCACCGCCAAAUUUGGAUAUGAAACUUACUACUAACUUUGUAUAUAUACACAUACACAGAAAGCUUUUUACACAAAAUACAAAUCUCAACUGCUGUGUAUUUCUCAAAGUCCUUUAUUCUUUCUUUUAAUUCAUCAUAUAAAGUUACAAAAGUAUCUCACCAUGGGUAUCACAAUGAGUCCCCUUAUUCAAGGUUCUAGAAUCUUGAGGAGGUUUUCAAAUUCCGGAGGUGUUCCAAAAGGUCAUUGUGCAGUAUAUGUAGGAGAGAGUCAGAAGAAGCGAUUCAUCGUGCCAAUAUCAUACUUGAGUCAGCCUUUAUUUCAAGACUUGUUAACUCAAGCUGAAGAACAGUUUGGCUUCGAUCAUCCAAUGGGUGGUCUCACAAUACCUUGCAAAGAGGACGUGUUCGUUGAUCUCACUUCCCACUUGAGGAGAUCA
Molecule: messenger RNA, 514 nt
Organism: Solanum stenotomum
Lineage: Eukaryota; Viridiplantae; Streptophyta; Magnoliopsida; Solanales; Solanaceae
Product: auxin-responsive protein SAUR21-like
Exons: 1
Biological process (GO): response to auxin
Source: RefSeq, a predicted model, not a curated record